AUGAUGUCCAAUUCCGCGCCUACAGCAUCAGCAUUGACAACUCCAGGAUUACGAAAGAAUGGCAAGCAAUGGCACCCCCAAAAGUGCGCCUUCCGCCCAACGUCCGGGCAGACCUCGUACGAAAAGCGCACUGCGGGGCGGAAAGCAAUGACUGCCAUGAAGGCAAAGGAAAAGGAAAUGAAGGAUGAGAAAGAGAAUGAAAGACAAAGUCGUAUACAAGCGAUCAAAGACAAGAGAGCAGCGAAGGAAGAGAAGGAGCGCUAUGAGAAGAUGGCGGAAAAGAUGCAUGCCAAGAGGGUGGAGAGACUGAAGAGGAGGGAGAAGAGGAACAAGCUGCUGAAGUCAUGA
This is a messenger RNA of Letharia columbiana, 348 nucleotides long. RefSeq lists its product as uncharacterized. Bases 1 to 348 code for a protein of 115 amino acids. The transcript is spliced from 3 exons. The record is from RefSeq and is a predicted model, not a curated record. NCBI's taxonomy places the organism in Eukaryota, Fungi, Ascomycota, Lecanoromycetes, Lecanorales, Parmeliaceae.